UCAUUGUUUUGUUUUGCAACAGAAUCACGCUUUUCCGCACAAGUUCCAGGACGUUGUUGUUUAUUGUAACGCCGAUAGUGAGGUAAAACGGGUCGUCGUCAUGUUUCGAAUCGUGUCGUCCGGCGACUCGCUGCUACGUGCAUUUGCGGCACUAAACAUUGGUCGCCAAACCGUGCCACUGUGUAGUGCAGCAAGGGCGCUGCAUUUUACCAGCAGCCACAAGCCGGCAAAGGAGGAGAAUCGUGACCGCACACUGCUGCAACCUGUCGUUCCUACAUUAUGUAAUGUGAGGCAAACAAGUUUCUUCAACAAACUUCCCGCGGAACAGAUAUGGAAGGGUGUCAUCUCAGUCAGUAAUGCCGGUAAGAAGCGUGGCCGUGGCAAGGGUUCCGGACGCAUCACUGCGAAGGAUCUAAACCGAGGACAGGUUAUUGGGUACGGCAAAGCCAACAUGGUAUGGCCCGGACUUUCCGCACCGGUGAUACGUGGCCGGGAACUGGUGCAGCAGCAAAAGCUUCCGGAAGACAAGGAGCGUGAAGCAAAGCUGCGGCGCAUCCGCGAUGAAAUGGUUAACUUUAAGCGCCUGAAGCUAAGUCCGCUCGAGCGUGGAUGGUCCGGAUCGAAAAUGCCGGGCCGUAGCAUCGGUCCGCCGGAUGCGAUCGGUGAGGAUGAAUUCGUUGGGUUCGAUACCAAGUGCUUGGAGCUUAAGGCGGUCGUCAACAUGAAGGGUAACCAUGGCCGAAAGCGUCGUGUUUCGGCGAUGGUCGUUACGGGCAAUGGAAACGGUUUGGCUGGGUUCGGAUUCGGAAAGGCAAUCGAAGGACGAGCCGCACUGCGGCAGGCGAAGAACCGCGCCGGUCAGAAACUGAUGCACUUUGAUCUUUGCAAUGGACACACGGUGUUUCACGAUUUCCACUGCCAGUUCGGUGCUACGAAACUGUUUGUCGAGCGCAAACCGGAAGGCUUCGGGCUGAAGUGUCACCGGGCCAUUCGAACGGUGUGUGAGGUGCUGGGCAUUAAAGAUUUGCGCGCCAAAUGCGAGGGAUCCACCAACGUGCAGCACGUGGUGAAAGCGUUCUUCAUCGGAUUGCUUCAGCAAAAGGAUCAUCAAAAGAUAGCGGAAGAGAAGGGACUGCAUGUGGUGGAAUUUCGGCCGGAAAAUAUGAACUUCCCGAAAGUGGUUGCCAGCCCGACGGUGUGUCGCACGGAGGAGCAGCUAGAAAAUAAUGAAAUUCUUGACUUCACGCAGUACUGCAUGGAUGGGAAGAUUCAGCUGCAGAAGAAAAAGUUCCCUCCGUUCUAUACGAAGUUCCGGUCGUGGGAUAUUUACCAGAAGAAGCAGGAGUAUUUGCGCAAUCAGGAUAAGGUGCGGCUACGGAUGAUGGCCGAGACGGGCGAAGUACGCAGCUUUUUGACGGAAAAGUAUCCCGAAUGUAGGAUGGGACCGGGUGCGAAGGAUGAGUAAAUGCAGGUGGUGCUAGUGCGAAGCACAACGUGGCAUGUAGAUUAAAAAAAAGGGUACGAAUAUGUUGCGUUAAUAAAGUAAUUUAACAAUAUAAAUGUAUUUGCUCGAUAACAGCUUAAA
This is a messenger RNA of Anopheles stephensi (Asian malaria mosquito), 1585 nucleotides long. RefSeq names its product 28S ribosomal protein S5, mitochondrial (gene mRpS5). Gene Ontology annotation, molecular function: RNA binding; structural constituent of ribosome. Gene Ontology annotation, cellular component: ribosome. Gene Ontology annotation, biological process: translation. The transcript is spliced from 2 exons. NCBI's taxonomy places the organism in Eukaryota, Metazoa, Arthropoda, Insecta, Diptera, Culicidae. The coding region runs from base 101 to 1465 and encodes 454 amino acids. The record is from RefSeq and is a predicted model, not a curated record.